ACACAUUCCGGUAAAAUGUGUGUUUCCGUAUUGAUACUUGCUCUGUUUGGGUCCGUUCUGGGGACCCAUAAGGACCCACAUUUCUCUGACAAUCACGGUACUAUUGUACAUCUCUUUGAAUGGAAGUGGUCCGAUAUUGCUGAUGAGUGUGAACGAUUUUUGGGCCCUAUGGGCUAUGGUGGUAUUCAGACCUCUCCUGUACAAGAAAACGUAGUAAUUGGUUCAAGACCAUGGUGGGAGCGUUACCAACCAAUUUCCUACAAAUGGGUCACACGUUCUGGAGAUGCAGAAGCGUUCAAAGACAUGGUCAGAAGGUGCAACAAGGACGGCGUCAGGAUCUACGUUGAUGCCGUCAUCAACCACAUGUCUACGAACCAGAAGCUUGCAGUCGGUACCGGCGGCUCAACCGCUGAUACUUCCGCUUUUCAAUUCUACGCAGUUCCCUACGGUCCCGGUGACUUCAACAGGGGAUGUUCAGUUACCAAUUACAAAAACGUCUCAAAUGUCCGGAAUUGUGAACUGAAUGGAUUACGUGACUUGAACCAGGGCAAGAACUACGUCAGAGAGAAGAUUAUCGACUUUAUGAACGGAUUAAUUGAUGUUGGUGUUGCUGGUUUCCGUAUCGACGCUGCCAAGCAUAUGUGGCCAAACGACCUUGAGAUCAUCUACAACAAGCUACAUAACCUCAGCACAAAACACGGUUUCAAAUCAGGCCAGCGUCCUUACAUCUACCAGGAAGUUAUCGAUAAUGGCGGCGAAGCCGUUUCCAGCAAAGAGUACAACAGGAACGCUGCAGUUACUGAGUUUAAGCACAGUAAUAAACUAAGCAACGCUUUCCAAGGCAGAGACGCCCUGAAGUGGCUCAUCAACUGGGGCGAAGGUUGGGGUUUCUUGCCAUCCGGUGAUGCCCUGGUCUUUGUUGAUAAUCAUGACAACCAACGUGGUCAUGGAUCUGGAGGAUCGAUCUUGACCCACAAGAAAUCCAAGCUCUACAAGAUGGCCACUGCAUUCAUGUUGGCCCAUCCCUACGGAGUUACCCAAGUCAUGAGCUCUUUCCACUUCGAUAACAGUGACGCUGGUCCUCCAGCUGAUUCCUCCGGAAACAUCAUCUCCCCGGGUAUAAAUGCAGAUGGCACCUGCAGCAACGGAUGGGUCUGCGAGCAUCGUUGGCGUCAGAUCUACAACAUGGUUCGUUUCCGUAAUGUUGUCAAAGGCACCGCACUUAACGACUGGUGGGACAACAAGAGCAACCAAAUCGCCUUCUGUCGCGGCGGAUCUGGUUUCAUUGCAGUGAAUGGCGACUCCUGGGACCUUAAACAGACCCUUCAGACUUGUCUGCCGGCUGGUACUUACUGUGACGUCAUUUCCGGUAACUUGGUGAACGGAAAAUGCUCCGGAAAGUCUGUUACUGUCGGUCGCGAUGGUAAGGCUUACAUCGAAAUAUUAAAAUCGGAAUACGAUGGCGUUCUGGCUAUUCAUAAACAGGUAAAGACUAAAAAUCAACACAGUUGGAAAUGGUAUCGAUUAGCAGAUUGGAAUUUACUUCCUUACGUCGUCCCCAAAUUAAAUGCACCAAGUGAUGUUGAAAGGACCGGAAAAGGUGGUAAUCAAAAGCGGCAAGGUCUGGAGAAUACGACGCCGCGCGAACGAAAAUUUCUUAAUUUGAUCUUAUUUGAAACGACAAAAGAAAACAGUGCCUCAAGUGCUGCUUUUGGAAAGACAUUGUAUUCACUCUGGUUUUUGAGGUUAUAUCGAUAAGAGUGCCAUCUGUUAUAGAGUAUUUUAAAGCCGAGGCUUAGUACUUCCAGACCACCAUAGGGCGGUAAAACAUUGAAGUUUGAAUGGUGUUAUCGCUAACUAAAGAUUAGGGCCGAGAACUUAGUUGUAUGUACACCUAAUAAAAGUGACAAGAUAUGAAGAAAUAAAAAAUUUUAUUUCAUCUA
This is a messenger RNA of Cephus cinctus (wheat stem sawfly), 1943 nucleotides long. Its product is annotated as alpha-amylase 1. Gene Ontology annotation, biological process: carbohydrate metabolic process. The coding region runs from base 16 to 1758 and encodes 580 amino acids. The transcript has 6 exons. Gene Ontology annotation, molecular function: cation binding; alpha-amylase activity. NCBI's taxonomy places the organism in Eukaryota, Metazoa, Arthropoda, Insecta, Hymenoptera, Cephidae. The record is from RefSeq and is a predicted model, not a curated record.